This is a messenger RNA of Linnemannia hyalina, 1305 nucleotides long. NCBI's taxonomy places the organism in Eukaryota, Fungi, Mortierellomycota, Mortierellomycetes, Mortierellales, Mortierellaceae. The record is from the annotation of a GenBank genome assembly.
AUGUCAGCGGACGACUUUAUCACUCACUACCAGCCUCCUUCCUUCUUUACCCUCUUCCCCGACGCUCUCGCCGUCGUUAUCCGCCAUCUCAAGUUCUCCAACGAAACCCUCGCUAUCCUCGCUCUCGUCAACCAUGAGUGCUAUCUGACAGCAAUGCCGGUACUAUGGUCAACCCCCCGACUCGACAACAGCCUCGUCUACACACCCCUACAAUGUAUCCAAUCGAUCCUCACCUCCAUGGAAAUCCGCUCCCUUCGCCCGGAGACCCGCCUCAUGAUCCACUCCUUCGACCUCUCCCAGGUCCAAGAGACCCUCUAUUGCACCCUACCCGACAACUGGCUCUUCAUCAUCCUCCAACACGCACCCAUGCUCCAAAACCUCUGUCUCUCCGGCAAAACAACCACCUCCCCCUUUGUCCGAAGCCAAGCCUUCCGCAAGCUCGCCCAAACAAACUUGAUCCACACAGAGCUUAAGCAUCUCGACCUUAGCGACUGUACCGAUAUCCGAGAACCCGUCUUGAAAUCUAUGACGACUCAUUUCCCUAAUCUGGUCUCGCUGAACCUCUCCCGGACCUCAGGUGUAACCGACACUGCGCUGGCGUUGAUUGUCGAUCGCUGUCAGUACCUCGAAACCGUCAACAUUGCUUACUGUCGCCAGGUGACCGAUCUCGGUCUCUUCUCUGUGGCAAAGUUCUGUCGCCGCAACCUGCGCGUGCUCCACCUGACUGGAAACCUCAAGAUGACCGAUGCUUCUUUGCUGGCCGUUGCCAAACACUGUCCGCGCAUCGAAAAGCUGUUCCUGGGCGAAUGUUCUCGUAUCACAGAUUCGGCGCUCGAAUGGAUCGCCCGGUCAUGCUCAAGUACGUCGCUCAAGGAACUGGAGCUACACCGUUGCGACAAGAUCAUGUUUGGCCUCCCACUCCUGGAGCUCCUGGCGAAUAAGUGCAACGUCCUCGAACGGUUGACGCUCACCUACAAGCAGAUCAACUCGAGACGAGACGAUCUCAAGCUGGUCAUGGAGGCCUUUCGUGAUUUCCACCGUCUGCAGUCGAUCGACAUUUAUGAGAUGCCCGAGCAUAGUCCGGCGUUGUUCUUCUGGGACUUGGCAUUCCAGGCGAGUCGCGGCAAGCUGAAGGCGAUCAAUCUCUACAGGGGCAGUUUUAUGACGGACUACAUCCUUGGCAACUACGCGACUGCACCAGAGUAUGGCCAGAAUAUUUCCGACCAGUCUGUGCGAAAGUUCAACGAUAUGCGCAACGGAGCCCACAAGGCUACCGUCAACCUUUUUGUCGACGACUUUUACUGA